Messenger RNA from Elaeis guineensis (African oil palm), 1181 nucleotides. RefSeq names its product peroxidase 1. NCBI's taxonomy places the organism in Eukaryota, Viridiplantae, Streptophyta, Magnoliopsida, Arecales, Arecaceae. Gene Ontology annotation, biological process: hydrogen peroxide catabolic process; response to oxidative stress. Gene Ontology annotation, molecular function: heme binding; peroxidase activity. The record is from RefSeq and is a predicted model, not a curated record.
GAGAGUGAGAGUUCCAUCACCUUUGCUUUCUAAGAUGGCCUCCAAAACCUACUUCAUGUUCUUGCUCCCUCUGACUCUUAUGCUUCUCUUCUUAGGCACAGCAGCGGCGCAAGGCCUGCAGGUUGGGUUCUACAGCAAGACAUGUCCUGAUGUAGAACUUAUCAUUCGCCAGGAGAUGACUCAGAUCAUUUCAGUUGCUCCAAGUCUCGCUGGUCCUCUACUAAGGAUGCAUUUCCAUGAUUGUUUUGUAAGGGGAUGUGAUGGCUCCGUUCUGCUGAAUUCUACUGGUAAGAACAAUGUAGCUGAGAAAGAUGCACCCCCGAAUCUAACCCUUCGAGGUUUCGGGGUCAUUGAUCGUAUCAAGGCUAGAUUGGAGAAAGCUUGUCCCCAGACUGUCUCCUGUGCUGAUAUCACUGCGCUGGUUGCGAGGGAUGCAGUGUUCUUGACCAAAGGUCCGUACUGGCCGGUACCAACGGGCCGAAGAGAUGGCCGCGUAUCAAUUGCCCAGGAGACUCGCCAACUGCCUCCUCCAAACUCCACCAUUUCUUCAUUGAUUUCAUCUUUUCAAUCCAAAGGUCUCAGUGUCAAGGAUCUUGUAGUUCUAUCAGGUGCGCACACACUGGGGACCUCGCAUUGCGUUCAGUUUUCAAACCGCAUAUACAACUCCACAGACCCCAAUCUUGACAGCAACUACAUACCAAAGUUGAGGGCCAAGUGUCCACCCAAUGAUAACACCACCCUUGUGGAGAUGGAUCCAGGUAGCUUCAGAACAUUUGACACUGGAUACUACACCCAUGUGUCGAAGAGAAGGGGCCUCUUCAAGUCUGAUGCAGCUCUUCUCCAAAACAGCCAGACCAGGGCCUAUGUCCUGCGCCAUGCCAGCGGUGCCUUUGCAUCAGAGUUCUUCAAAGAUUUUGGUGAUUCCAUGAUCAAUAUGGGUAACAUUGGAGUUCUCACAGGCACACAGGGUGAGAUCAGGAAGACUUGUGCUUUUGUUAACUAGAUAGCUAGGCUGGUUAUUUGAUCUAUGGAAGAUCGUUAGGUUAUCGGAAUUGUUGCAUUAAGCUUCUUUAGGAACCAAGUCAUGUAGCAAUGGGCGUUUCAAGUGUAUGAGUAAUUCUUGUUCUUUUGAGUGAUUCAUUCAUGUCAUGUAGUAAUAAAUGUUAUUUCAAUUUUGUAAA